Molecule: messenger RNA, 1344 nt
Organism: Closterium sp. Naga37s-1
Lineage: Eukaryota; Viridiplantae; Streptophyta; Zygnematophyceae; Desmidiales; Closteriaceae
Source: the annotation of a GenBank genome assembly
AUGAGCGACGGUCGUGGUGGCACACUGGAAGCAGAGCCGGAAACUCAGGAUCCCAAGGCGGCCGACGCGGGAUCGGACGAUGAGGAGGACGAGGAGGAUGCGGGAGGGGUGUCGGACGGACAACAGGAGGGUUCCAGUGGCGAGUCCAAGGAAGGAGGAGGGGAGACGGCGAACGGAACGGGGAAAAAGAAGAAGAAAAAGCAGAAAAAGCGCAAGAAGAAGGGCGCGGGUGGGGGAUCCAGUGACGGCUCCGCCUCCCCGAGCGCUUCUCCGCCCACCUCCCCUUCCGCCAACUCCGCGCCCGCCGCGCCGUUCCCCCCAUCGUCGUCCGCGGAUGCCCCCCUGUGCCAACCGGACCUGGAUGACAUGCUUCCGGUGGAGGUGGCGGAAAAGAGGUUUGCUGCUGCAUUAGAGUCGAUGCGCAGCAAGGCGGACCUGUGCAUGUGGGUGCAGCUGGCGCGGUGCCGUGUGGGCGACAAGAAGCUGCGCCGCCUCACAGACGCGCUCAUCCACUGCGAGACAGUCACCUCUGUCGACUUAUCAGAGAACCUUAUAUCGGAUGCAGGCCUGCGCCAGCUCGCCUGCGCGCUCUCCGCCCCCAGUGCCGCCCCGGAUUUGAUUUCCCUGAACGUGAAGCGCAAUCCGAUCUCGGCGUCUGGGCGGGCGUGUCUGGCGAAUCUGCAGGCUGUCAGGAAGCUCGUGAGGAUAGAGUACGAGGAGAGCCCGCCUCCAGCAGCACAGGAGAAGAAGGGCGCGCAGGGAGGAAAGGGGCAGGGCAUGGCGGACCCACGUGGCUUUGAAAGCGGGGAGCGGAUGGGGGGCGGGUUGGCCAGCAAGGCGAGCAACCCACAGAUCAGGAUCGACGCGGCCGUCCGGUUCAUCAGGGAAGCAUCCGAGAAGCUGCAGCAGAUGGCACCGGAGGGCAGCAGCAGCAGGAGCAUAGUGACGCGGGUGUUUGACUCGGGCAUGAUGGCGGAGGCACUGGAGGACGUGGUGGAGCUCGUCGAUGCUGACCUGCGCCGCAACCCCUCCAAGUCCUACCACAACUCGCCCAUCAGCAAGCUGCCACUGCCGCUGCGGCUGGUGGUGGAGAGUCUACCGACGUUCGCCUCCCUGCUGGAGCUGCCCAUACCUCCCCAGCAGUGCCAGCGCAAGCUGGCAGAGCCGGCAGCGGGGCGGCACCGCAUCCUGGCGGUGCUGUUGCUGCGCAAGGUGCUGGGGGCGUGUGGGCGCGUGGUGGAUGACAGGCUGGCGAGAGAGGACGUGGGGCGCAAGGUGGCCUCGCUGCUGUUUGACUUCCCGUGGAGCAAUGUUCUGCACCAUGGGGUCUGCUGCUUCCUCAUG